AUGUCGUCGUCUCAAGCGAGCCUCCUCCUCCAAAAACAGCUUAAAGAUCUUUGCAAGAACCCCGUGGAUGGGUUCUCGGCGGGGCUGGUCGAUGAGAAAAACAUAUUCGAAUGGAGUGUUACAAUUAUUGGGCCGCCGGAUACGCUUUAUGAAGGGGGAUUCUUUAAUGCCAUCAUGAGCUUCCCUUCCAAUUAUCCAAACAGCCCUCCAACAGUGAAGUUCACUUCUGAGCUAUGGCAUCCUAAUGUUUACACCGAUGGGCGUGUGUGCAUAUCGAUUCUUCAUCCACCUGGUGAUGAUCCCAAUGGUUAUGAGCUUGCAAGUGAACGCUGGAUGCCUGUCCAUACGGUUGAAAGUAUCGUGUUGAGUAUUAUAUCUAUGCUGUCAAGUCCUAACGACGAGUCUCCUGCCAAUGUUGAAGCAGCGAAAGAAUGGAGGGAGACGAGAGACGAAUUCAGGAAGAAAGUGAGCCGCUGCGUUAGAAAAUCACAAGAAAUGUUUUGA
Molecule: messenger RNA, 504 nt
Organism: Linum trigynum
Lineage: Eukaryota; Viridiplantae; Streptophyta; Magnoliopsida; Malpighiales; Linaceae
Source: the annotation of a GenBank genome assembly